This is a messenger RNA of Onthophagus taurus, 933 nucleotides long. RefSeq lists its product as uncharacterized. The record is from RefSeq and is a predicted model, not a curated record. NCBI's taxonomy places the organism in Eukaryota, Metazoa, Arthropoda, Insecta, Coleoptera, Scarabaeidae.
AGAUAUCUUUUAAUUUAAUCUCGUUACAUCUAUCUCGAGUAUUCUUUUUUUAAAUAACAUUCUAAUAAUGAAAUGUUUUCAAGAGCGAACUGAUAACACAACGGGUAUAUUAAGGAGAGCACCAAAUCGAAGGUAGUUGUAAAAAAGACGAAAAUGUUGAUGAAAGCUUUAGUUUUUGUCGCAACGACGUUCGUUGUUGCUAAUUGCGUUGAAUUCCGAAUUCGCAAUAACGAAAUUGGGGCAAUUUGGGUUGGUAUUCUUGGAAACGCUAAUAAAGCUCCACUGGCCAACGGAGGAUUUGUAUUGGAAGCUAAUAGCGAGACAAGUAUUCAAGCUCCGGAUGAUUGGGCUGGCAGAUUCUGGGCAAGAACUUGGUGUAAUUACGACACUCAAUAUUGUGAAACAGGAGAUUGCGGUUCUAAAUUAGAAUGCAAUGGAAACGGUGGUGCUCCCCCAGUUUCUUUGGCAGAAAUCACUCUUAGAGGAUGGGGUGGUCUCGAUUAUUACGACAUCUCAUUAGUUGAUGGAUAUAAUUUAAAAGUCUCGAUGGAACCAAUAAAUGGUGGUGGUGUUGAUGGUGACUAUGGUUGUAAAAAAGCUUACUGCGAUUAUUACAUAAAUAACGAUUGUCCAAGUGAAUUACAAUUGAUUGGAAGUGCUGGAUAUGCUAUUGGUUGUAAAUCAGCUUGUUUGGCUUUCAACACUGAUCAAUAUUGUUGUCGCGGAGCACAUGGAACGCCUGAAACUUGCAGAUCAAGUGAUUGGCCAGUAAAUUAUCCCCAAUUUUUCAAACAGAGAUGUCCUGGGGCUUAUAGUUAUGCUUAUGAUGAUACUACAAGUACUUACACUUGUAUUGCAAAUGGUUAUUACAUCGUUUUUGGUUAAAUAAUAAUGAUGUGAGGAAAUACAAAUAAAAUUUCAUACUUACAUGUG